GCGGCGGCCGCGCGUGUUUCAGCUGGGGGAGGCGGUGUGGGCUCUGGGUUUGGAAAAGAAGCGGGUCCCUGAAGUGUCUCGGCCGGCUACGGCGCGUGGUUUUUUAGGCUUAAGCAGCUGGGUGUGUUGUCUCCGCUCUUCCCUGUCCGCGGAGGGAAGCGGCGGGGAGGUUGUGUGGGGACACAGCUGGAGUCCCUGAAGGGGAAGGGGGCAGCCGGGCGUGGGGGUAGAGGGUGUGGAGAGCGUGAGGGCUGCGGUCCCGGAUUGGGGAGCAGUCGAGAGGAGAGGGUCACCAUAGGCAAAGUGCGCACCCGCCGGGAUCCGGGCCGGUCCCGAGGAGGGCCUGGGGCAGCCGCGCGAUGUUCGGGACCCGGUGCCUGCUCCGAGCCCUGCGCUUCUGCUCCUCCGCUCCCUCCCCGAGACCCAAACCUUCUGCCAAACUGAGUGUUCGGGAUGCACUCGGGGCCCAGAGCACGAAUGGGGAGCGCGUUAAGGUCCAGGGAUGGAUUCGUUCAGUCCGAUCCCAGAAGGAAGUCUUGUUCUUGCAUAUAAAUGAUGGAUCCUCUUUGGAAAGCCUUCAAGUUGUAGCUGAUUCAAGCUUUGAUAGUAGAGAACUGGCUUUUGGGAGUUCUGUGGAAGUUCAAGGGCAGCUGGUGAAAAGUCCAUCUAAAAAGCAGAAUGUGGAACUGAAAGCAGAAAAAAUUGAAAUUGUUGGAAAUUGUGAUGCCAAGGCUUUUCCUUUUAAAUAUAAAGAGAGACCUCCUCUGGAGUAUCUGAGACAGUAUCCUCAUCUCAGGUGCAGGACAAAUGCUCUGGGUUCCAUACUGAGGAUUCGCAGUGAAGCCACAGCUGCUAUUCAUUCUUUCUUUAAGGACAGUGGCUUUGUCCAUAUUCAUACUCCAAUAAUCACAUCCAAUGACUGUGAGGGCGCUGGAGAACUGUUCCAAGUCGAACCUUCAAGUAAAAUUAAGGUGCCUGAGGAGAAUUUCUUCAAUGUUCCUGCUUUCUUAACUGUUUCGGGACAACUUCACCUAGAAGUGAUGUCAGGAGCUUUUACUCAAGUGUUCACCUUUGGUCCAACAUUCCGAGCAGAGAAUUCUCAGAGCCGGAGACACCUGGCAGAGUUUUAUAUGGUAGAAGCAGAGAUUUCUUUUGUUGAGAGUCUUCAAGAUCUCAUGCAGGUUAUGGAGGGGCUUUUCAAGACUGCAACAAUGAUGGUUCUUUCCAGUUGUCCUGAAGAUGUGGAACUCUGUCACAAAUUCAUAGCUCCUGGCCAAAAGGACAGAUUAGAACAUAUGCUAAAAAACAACUUUUUAAUCAUCUCUUAUACGGAAGCGGUAGAGAUCUUAAAGCAGGCAUCUCGGAAUUUCACCUUCACACCAGAGUGGGGUGUUGAUCUACAGACUGAACAUGAAAAGUACCUGGUGAAACACUGUGGCAACAUACCAGUCUUCGUCAUUAAUUAUCCAUUAGCACUCAAGCCUUUCUACAUGAGGGAUAAUGAAGAUGGCCCUCAGCACACAGUUGCUGCUGUUGAUCUUCUGGUUCCUGGAGUUGGAGAGCUCUUUGGAGGAAGCCUCCGAGAGGAACGGUACCAUUUCUUAGAGCAGCGACUGGCCAGAUCAGGACUAACAGAAGCCUACCAAUGGUAUCUGGACCUCCGUCGAUUUGGAUCUGUACCACAUGGAGGUUUUGGGAUGGGAUUUGAACGCUAUCUGCAGUGCAUCUUGGGAAUUGACAAUAUCAAAGAUGUUAUCCCUUUUCCAAGAUUUACUCAUUCGUGUGUUUUAUAGCUGGAAGACCAGUUAAGGAAAAUGACCCUGUGCCCAACCAAAGGUACUGCGCGUGAAUAUGCAAACAGGAGAAUGCAUGUUUGAAAUGCAAAAAAUUUCAAUAGGUAAUUGUCAUGCCCUAAGAUAUAACCUAUGAAAAACAGAAGUGAUCAUGAUUUUCUUAGAAAGCUGAGAGCAAUUCAUGGAAAGAUGAACUCUCUCAAAAAGAGAUACUUGUAGCAGGUAGAAACUCGAAAUCUAUUAUGUCAAUUAAGAAGAAAUGAGGAAACUGAACUGUGGUCUCAGAGGUCUUUCAGACUCUUAAGACAGGAUGAGAACAUGUGUUUUACUUUGUCUUUAACCAUUAGAGCACUGCUUUUUGUGACCUCUGAGAAACAAUGAGGAGCUAAAACUAAAAUGUUGGAUCUUUAAUUCCUUUCCAUUUAACUUAUGAUAAAUGCCCAUCUUAUUCUCAUCAUUUUACUAAACAUUACAGAAGAAAAUAUUCCGUUUGGGGUCUUAUUUGAGUUAGAUUAAGCUACGGUUCUGAAUUGAAAUCUUUUCUCAGCCUGGGUGAAAAAAGUCACAUUUAAUAACUGUUGAUCUUUAAUUUUAAAAAUAGCAAAUGAGAUGUAUUAAUUAUUUAAACUAAUGAUUGUUGUGCUAUAAUUAGUUUAUAGUAGAUGUUUAUAACUUCUCUAAUAAUAAAAUAGAUUUUUGAUACCUCUGAAAGAAAAAUACAGUUAUGUUUUUAAAAUCCAUUUGACCUUUCCACAGUGAAAAGUGGAAGAACGUAUUUCAAAGGCGAAAUGAGCAUGCAAAUAUAGCUAAACCUGAAGGACAUGUAAUUCUGGACUCAGAAAGGAACAUUGGCUAUUAGAGUUUCUGAGAGGAUUGCUGAUUUGGGAAUUUGAGACCUGACAACUAUAGCACUUGACAUGUAUGAUUUGGACAAGCAACUUACUGUGUAUGAGUGCAUGCAUCACUUUCCUCAGGGUUGAUACAACAAUUGCAUGGAAGUGUGUGUGUGUGUGUGCGCGUGCACGCGCACAUGCUUAAAACUGAAAUACUACAUAACUUUUUUUAAUACUUUAGUCUUCUUUGAGCCAAAUUGUGUGCUCAGUAGAAUUUGUAUGUAUCAAAUAGCAGUAAAUGACAUGCAUGCCUAAAUAA
This is a messenger RNA of Suricata suricatta (meerkat), 2945 nucleotides long. RefSeq names its product asparaginyl-tRNA synthetase 2, mitochondrial (gene NARS2). Gene Ontology annotation, biological process: asparaginyl-tRNA aminoacylation. Gene Ontology annotation, cellular component: mitochondrion. Gene Ontology annotation, molecular function: nucleic acid binding; ATP binding; asparagine-tRNA ligase activity. The record is from RefSeq and is a predicted model, not a curated record. The transcript has 14 exons. Bases 360 to 1793 code for a protein of 477 amino acids. Lineage: Eukaryota; Metazoa; Chordata; Mammalia; Carnivora; Herpestidae.